Messenger RNA from Syngnathus acus (greater pipefish), 3068 nucleotides. It is a transcript of the gene tyro3, whose product is annotated as TYRO3 protein tyrosine kinase. Bases 285 to 2945 code for a protein of 886 amino acids. Gene Ontology annotation, molecular function: ATP binding; transmembrane receptor protein tyrosine kinase activity; protein binding. The record is from RefSeq and is a predicted model, not a curated record. Gene Ontology annotation, cellular component: signaling receptor complex. The transcript is spliced from 19 exons. NCBI's taxonomy places the organism in Eukaryota, Metazoa, Chordata, Actinopteri, Syngnathiformes, Syngnathidae. Gene Ontology annotation, biological process: nervous system development; protein phosphorylation; cell migration.
ACAAACUUGUCGGUGAUCACCACCUCCCCUCUCGCCGAGCAACUUUCUUCCAGAAUUCUUCCCUGCUCUUCCCUCUGCGUUUUUGUCUUUUCGCGCCGCAAGUGAACCUCGGAUCGAAGCGGAAGCGUGCGCUUUUGCUUUCGCCAGCGGUUGGCGGAUGGCUCCAAGUGCAUUUUCUAAUCUAUACCCCGCCCCCCCGCAACUACACGCACACACACACACAAGCGCGUAGGACGUGAGUGUGCGCAAGGGCAAGUCCGUGCGCCAUAGGCGAGCAAACAAACAUGGACGAGCUGGUGCUGAGACUCGCUUUGGUCGCUGUGCUAGCCUCUGGUGCUUUCGGUGACACCACGGCACCUCAAUCGGGUUUUUCAAGCGGCGUCACGUUCAGUCGGCACCCGAGCAACCAGACGGUCUCUCAGGGCAAUGCCGUCCGUCUGGGCUGCGCCGUGGAUGGUGUGGAGGAGCCAGACGUGGUUUGGAUGAAGGACGGCGCUCGGCUCCUCAGCAGCGACCAGAUGUUCAUUGCCCUCGGGGAGAAACACUGGGAGACCUACCACAGUGCGAAGUCGGUCCAGCAGCAGGAUGCGGGUCAGUACUGGUGCGAGGUGGACUUCCGCGGUCAGACAUUGUCGUCGGAACGAGCCUGGAUCACAGUCGAAGGUGUCCCCCACUUUGUUCAAGAGCCUCAGGAUGUGGCCACGCUCCCCGGCGAGCCCUUCAACCUGACCUGCGGUGCUGUCGGGCCGCCCGAGCCCGUGGAGGUUCUGUGGUGGCUGGGAGGCGUCCAAGAGGGAGGCGCCACUCCGUCCCCCUCCAUCUUUCGGGUCCUGGGUGUCAACAACACGCUCAAGUUCUACUGCGAGGCCCGUAAUGCCCGGGGAAUCUCCGUUUCCAGAACCGGAACGGUCAACAUCAAAGUGUUGCCGGCAGCUCCCGCCGGACUCGAGGUUGCCAAGAUGGUUCAGAGCGAUGCCUUGUUGUCAUGGCAACCAGGAUUCAAAGGUCACUCUGAGUUGUCCGCCUGCAUUGUCCAGCUCCAACGGUUGUCUCUCGGCCGUGUCGUCAUGCCCGAGUGGUCGGUGGCCGUCCCUCCUCACAGUCACGUCCUGACCGGUCUGACCCACCACACAAACUACAGCGCACGUGUCUCCUGUCUCAACGAGGUGGGGGCGUCACCCUUCUCCCCCUGGACGCACUUCCUCACGCCCGAGUCAGUACCCUCCGUGGCCCCUGGGAACUUGACCUUCAAGUUGUCGGAACGGCAGCUGAGCCUCAGGUGGGCGGAGCUUCGGGAGGAGGAGCUUCAGGGACAGCUGCUGGCCUACAAGCUGCAAUGGAUCCUGGGAGGGGAGCGACAGGAGCCGCUCCUGUUCAAGGAGCCCAGGGCCAGGCUUACGGGCGGCGGUCGCCUCUUCAACGCGUCCGUCCAGGUGUCGGCCUGCACAGCUGUGGGAUGCGGACCCUGGAGCCCGCCCGUUGUGGUCCUGCCCACUUUGGGUGCCUUUGAGCAUGCAGACGGCUGGGCAGUGUCCGCAAGCGCCCCCACGGAGCGGAACCACAUCUGGGUGGGCGUCCUGUUCGCCUUUCUGGCGCUGACAGUCUUGGCGCUGCUUUUUUCAGUCUUUGCUCGGCGACGCGGGAAGGAAACGCAAUUUGGUUGGGUUUUCCCCCCCACCGGCACUGACACUCCGGUCUCCUUCACGGCCGCUCGCUCCUUCAACCGAAACGCCGGCGACAUGCAAGUUUCAACAUUGGAUAGUCUGGGUAUUAGCGAGGAGCUCAACAACACACUGAAGGACGUUCUUAUCCCAGAGAGGCUGCUUGUACUCGGCCACAUGCUGGGCAAAGGUGAGUUUGGCUCGGUGCGUGAGGCCUUCCUGAAGAAAGACGACUGCCAGGUCCAGAAGGUAGCAGUCAAGGUUCUGAGAUCUGACAUCACCGCGUCAGGUGACAUCGAGCAGUGCCUGAAGGAGGCGGCCUACAUGAAGGACUUCCACCACCCCAACGUCAUCCAGCUCAUUGGAGUGAGUUUGCAGCGGCGUCAUGCUCAGCGUUUGCCCGUCCCAAUGAUGGUCUUGCCCUUCAUGAAGCACGGAGACCUGCACACAUUCCUGCUCCUGUCCAGGCUCGGUGACCAGCCCUUUGACUUGUCGGCGCACGUGCUGGUUCAGUUCAUGUUGGACGUGGCGAGGGGGAUGGAAUACCUGAGCGGUCACAAUAUCAUCCACAGAGAUCUGGCGGCCCGCAACUGCAUGCUGGAUGAGAACAUGGUUGUGUGCGUCGCAGACUUUGGUCUCUCCAAGAAGAUCUACUCAGGAGACUAUUACCGGCAGGGAUCCGUCUCCAAGCUCCCCGUCAAGUGGAUCGCGUUGGAAAGCUUGGCCGACAACGUCUACACCACGCAGAGCGACGUGUGGGCCUUUGGCGUCACCAUGUGGGAAGUGAUGACCCGCGGCCAGACGCCGUAUCCUGGCGUGGAGAACUCUGAGAUCUACGAGUACCUGAUACGAGGAGAGCGCCUCAAGAAACCUGCCGAGUGCAGACAAGACAUUUACGACGUGAUGCACAGCUGUUGGAGUCCAGUCCCCAAAUGUCGGCCAACGUUCCAACGUCUGGUGGUAUUGCUGGAGGAGCUGCGGCUUAGUUUUUCACCCGGCGUCCCGUGCAAGGAGUCCUUACAUUACGUCAACGUGAAGGGAGAAGGCCAAGAGGGCAGGGGGGCCAGCGGGGCAGACGGCGCACGAGAGGGUGACGGCUUGAGCGUCCCCUGGAAGCGGGACGCUGAGGACGAGGAGCAGGACUGGCUGAUGGUGGCGUCCGGGGCCGCGCUGGCUAUCGGAGGCAGCGCAGACUACAGGUACAUUGUGGACCCCUGUGGAGGGGGGCAGGGGCCAGGCGUGGACAAUCUGGAAGAGGACGACGACGCUGUUGUUCACGUGUGAACUGACCGAAUGGGACUCGAGACACCUAGUGAACACUUGAGUUUUGCACACUUUCUUUGGCACUUUUUAACUUGCUUGUUAAUUUGAAUGAAUGAGACUCAUUAAAAACUUUCAUUUCUAACA